This is a messenger RNA of Didymodactylos carnosus, 852 nucleotides long. The record is from the annotation of a GenBank genome assembly. NCBI's taxonomy places the organism in Eukaryota, Metazoa, Rotifera, Eurotatoria, Philodinida, Philodinidae.
AUGGCAGUAACUAUACAGCGUCUUUUUCAAGAAUUUAUGGCAUUGUUUUUAUACUUGUGGAUGUGUCAUUGUUUUUGUUCAACAUUGUUAUUUUCUACAAAUUUUUCCGCAAAAUAUCCUAAAUCAUGGCUCGCUCGUUAUCUAUUUCCCUAUUCAGUUGAUUCCUAUUCAGCCAUCCAAUCGGAUGAUGUUCCAAAUAGAAUUACAUUCAACAACUUGUUAAUCAAUUUUAUAUUGAUGGCCAUUUUCUCAUUUCAACAUUCAGCUAUGGCACACGGCCCAAUACGAAGAUCUAUUCAAAAGUUUGGUGGUAAAGUGGGUGAACGAGCAGCGUAUAUUGGAUUGUCAUGGGUGGCAUUGCAUUCCUUGUACGUCUUUUGGCGACCAAUAUCUCGAUGGGAAACAACGUUGUAUCACCUGCCGCCGAUCAUUGGAAAAUUUGUCGAUUUUAUGUUCAUUUGUGGAAUUGGGGCAACGUGUUUGUGUAUACAUUAUUGUCAACAUCCAAAAGAACAUUUAACAGCUUUCCACAAAUUUGUACGACAACCAGUUUUUGGUGCCCAAAUCUUUGGUCUUCUCAUGGCUAAACAAAUGUCAUUCGGUCGAUUUUUAUUUGUAUCUCUUAUGGUUGUUUAUACCUAUAUUGGUGUUGUUCAUCAUGAAAAAGGAAUUGAAAAGGAUCAAGGCACGGAAAUUUGGCAACUGUAUAAACAGACAACGUCAACAUUUUUUCCAUUGAAAAGAUAUUUAUGGGCAAUGCUCAGAGGAAAAGAAGAUGUUAGACGAUGGAAUGAACAACGCAAUGAGUUAUACAGAAGACAAUAUUGUACGGAAAAUGGUAAAAAACAAUAG